GCGGCGGCGGAGGGGGGGGGCAAGGAUCUCGGACGGUUUUGUGCGACGGGGGCUGCUGCUGCUGCUGCUGCGGGCGGCUUCCGCCUCGGUACAAUGGGGCGGCGAUAAGGCGGCGGCCGUGGCAGCGCGGGCGAGGAGGCGGAAGCGAGGAGGCUGCGGCCCGAAGGGCGGUUAGAUCGGUUACCGAGGAAAGAGCGAACAGCUAAUAUGAUGGGAGAUGCCGCAAAACCGUGCUUUGCCAGACGUAAUAAGGAGCGGGGGAUUUUAAAUGAGGAGGAUUUCCAGAAGUGUGCUUUACGUCACGAUUACCAAGCAAUGGAUGAUUAUGGAAAUGGACACGGCAACAAGAUGGACAUAGGGAUUGAGAAAAGAAAGGGAGCACUGGGUCACUAUGGAACAAGUCCCCGAAAGGGAGCACACGGUGUUUCAAAUCACCCGAAUUCUUCUAAAAACACUGUUCACAAUCAAGGGAUGAGGAUAAAUGAAGCCUCAAAGGACCAAAUUAAAAAGUGGGUGUCUGACAACCAUCAUGCUAAUUUAGACAGUUGGAGAGAGUACAGGUCUACACCCCGGGUUCCUGCGGUUAACAGAACAAGGAAGGAUUCUUCUCAUGAGCGCGAGAGCCAAGGAAACAGAAAUGGAAGGAAGCAGCUCCAGAGAGACUUAACAAGUGACGAUUUAUCAGAUAGGAAAGGAAAUUCUGAAACAAAGAAACAUAGGAAGCCAAGAAGAUCAAGACGGAUAAGAAAAGAAGAAAACGAUCAAGAGGAGGAUAUGGAUGGGCCGGUUAUAGAUGAGUCUUUGCUGACAGCAAAAGAAUUGCUAGGGCUUCAACAGGCUGAAGAACGACUUAAGCGAGACUUCAUUUACAGGCUGAGGAAGCGCCCUCGAAGUUACCCAACAGCCAAAUAUACUUGCAAAUUAUGCGAUACUUUGAUUGAGUCGGUGGCUUUUGCUCAUAAGCAUAUAAAAGAAAAGAGACACAAGAAAAACAUAAAGGAAAAGCAAGAACAACAACUGCUGACUGCCCUACCUCCACCAACGCCUUUGCAGAUUGAAGCUAUUGGUGUUGCCAUUGAGAAAGUAGUGCAAGAGUUUGGUUUAAACAAUGAAGACUUGGAACAACGGCUUGGAGUUAAAACUGCCAUGGAAAGUGUAUUGCAUCAGAAAUUGCCAGAUUGUUCUCUAAGACUGUAUGGCUCUUCUUGCAGCAGAUUUGGUUUCAAAAACUCAGAUGUAAAUCUAGAUAUCCAGUUUCCAGCUAAUAUGUCCCAACCAGAUGUUCUCUUACUUGUACAAGAGAGCCUGAAGAAUAGUGAAUCUUUUGUUGAUGUUGAUGCAGAUUUCCAUGCUAGAGUGCCUGUGGUGGUGUGCAAAGAAAAACAAAGUGGCCUUGUUUGCAGAGUAAGUGCUGGGAAUGAAAACGCUUGGCUGACAACAAAUCACUUGGCUAAACUAGGAAAACUAGAACCUCCUCUUGUGGCCCUGGUAAUUGCCUUUAGACACUGGGCCAAGCUCUGUUGUGCAGAUCGUCCUGAAGAGGGUGGCUUACCACCUUAUGUCUUUGCUUUAAUGGUCAUUUUCUUUCUGCAACAGAGGAAAGAACCUUUUCUGCCUGUAUAUUUAGGAUCAUGGAUUGGAGGGUUUUCAUUGAACAAACUAGUGAACUUCAAUCUAAAAGAAGUUGAAGAUGACAUUGUGGUCUGGGAGCACAAUCCUGCUGUCGAGGAUCCUGGCUCUUCAAAGGAAACUUCUCCUAAGCGGGGAAAGGUUCCUUUAGUGUUUGAUUCGGAUCAUCAAUGUUUAGUCCCAGUUGGACAGCUCUGGGUUGAACUGCUUCGUUUCUACGCCCUGGAGUUUAAUUUGGCUGACUUAGUCAUUAGCAUACGCCUCAAAGAAAAAGUGUCUCGUGAAUCGAAGGACUGGCCUAAAAAGCGGAUUGCUGUGGAAGAUCCUUACUCUGUGAAGAGGAAUGUGGCAAGAACCCUUAAUAGUCAACUAGUUUAUGAAUACAUUCUUCACUGCUUACGGGCAACUUACAAGUAUUUUGCCUUGCCCCAUAAACAAAGUACAAAAAACAACCAAAAGAGACCUGCUGAAUCCUUGGUACUGUCAGAGCCGGAGAAGAGCGCUCCUAAACCUGGCAUCCCUGACAUACAAAAUGCACAUGAUGAGGCAGAGAAAUCGCCAAUGGACAGCUGUGUAACUGCUAGCGUGAAAAGUUCUUAUUUUCCUCAGGAACCUGCGUUAGAUCCUUCUCAGGUGUUUGGUGCUGAAAGCUUUGUGGAAGAGCAGUUGGCAGAUGAUAUAGAGCAUUUAGGUGUUUCCCAUGAGGACUCAGACUGCAUAAUUGAAGAAUUUAUUUCAGGCGACAAUGAGGAAUAUAAACCGAGCUGUGAGGAGACAGAGAGUGGAAAUGAAGAGGAAGAAGAAGAUGGGCACGAACGGGAUAGAAAAUGGCAGGGACGUUUGGGUAUCAAUCAAGGUUUGGAUGAAGACAGUGAAAGUGGAGACCUUGCCGUUCCAGCUGGUGAGCAUGAUGUUGAAACUGACAGCAUUUCCGAUAUGGAGAAUUAUCAGAAUACAGUAGCUGCUCUUGACGGGUUUGGUUCAGAAUGCGGCGGUGGACUAGACGAUAAGGUUGACAUGGAUGCAGAGAGCACAGAAGGAACUGAUGAACUGGAUGAUUCCCUGAUCAAACUGGAACCAGCAAUCCAGGAGCAAGUAUUUGAAAUGGAUAAUUCGGAGGAGGAGGAAGUGGAAGAAGAGGAGGAGGAGGAAGAAGAAGAAGAGGAGGAAGUUCACAGUAUCAUAAACCAGAGACAACUUGGUAAUGUUAUCAAUACUGAAGAUGAGCUGGAUAACACAUACACUGGAUCUGGCGUUGAAGAGCCUCUAUCGGAAGAGGAAGAAUUGUUUAUUUCUGUCAAAUAUGAAGACAGUGAGUUUAGGAAGAAUGCAGAUGAACUUCCAAGGGCAGAUUUGGAUAAAGAAGAUAAUGUUGAAAAAGAAGCGUCUUUGGAAAGCAACAUGCUCAUAGAUCAAUGUGGCAAAUCUGACUUCUUCUAUGAGUUUAAUAAAUACUCUUUCACAAAAGGCAAGUCACCUACAGUUGUGUGUAGCCUAUGUAAGCGAGAAGGUCAUCUAAAGAGGGACUGCCCAGAAGACUUCAAAAAAAUUGAGCUAGACCCUUUGCCACCAUUAACACCCAAGUUCUUAAAUACUUUGGAUCAAGUGUGCAUCCAGUGUUAUAAGGACUUUGCUCCAAACAUUAUAGAAGACCAGGCUCGUGAAUAUAUACGGCAAAAUCUUGAAAAUUUCAUCAGACAAGAGUUUCCAGGCACUAAAUUAAACUUAUUUGGCUCUUCAAAGAAUGGAUUUGGCUUCAAGCAAAGUGAUCUCGAUAUUUGUAUGACAGUUGAUGGUCUGGAGACAGCUGAGGGACUUGACUGUAUAAGAAUUAUUGAAGAACUUGCAAGAGUGCUCAAGAAACAUUCAGGUCUAAGAAAUAUAUUACCGAUAACAACUGCUAAAGUGCCAAUUGUCAAGUUCUUUCAUGUACGAAGUGGUCUGGAAGUAGACAUCAGCUUGUAUAAUACAUUGGCUCUGCAUAACACAAGACUCUUGUCCUCUUAUGCAGCUAUUGAUCCAAGAGUAAAAUAUCUCUGCUAUACAAUGAAAGUAUUCACAAAGAUGUGUGAUAUUGGUGAUGCAUCUAGAGGCAGCCUAUCUUCCUAUGCCUAUACUCUAAUGGUGCUCUACUUCCUUCAGCAGAGAAACCCUCCUGUCAUUCCUGUACUUCAAGAGAUAUACCAAGAGCCCAAGAAACCCGAAAUUCUAGUUGAUGGCUGGAAUGUCUAUUUCUUUGACAAAACAGAUGAACUGCCUACAGUUUGGCCAGACUUUGGUAAAAACAAAGAAUCCAUUGGUGAAUUAUGGCUAGGACUUCUACGUUUCUAUACUGAAGAAUUUGAUUUUAAAGAGCACGUUAUCUGCAUCCGAAGAAAAAGUUUGCUUACAACAUUCAAGAAGCAGUGGACUUCAAAAUACAUAGUUAUUGAAGAUCCCUUCGACCUGAAUCACAAUCUUGGAGCUGGUUUGUCAAGAAAAAUGACAAACUUUAUAAUGAAGGCUUUUAUAAAUGGUCGGAGGGUGUUUGGCACCCCGGUAAGAGGAUUUCCUAAAGAAUACUCUUCAAAAAUGGAGUAUUUUUUUGACCCAGAGGUGCUGACAGAAGGCGAACUGGCCCCAAAUGAUCGAUGUUGCAGAAUUUGUGGUAAAAUUGGGCAUUUCAUGAAAGACUGUCCCAUGCGGAGAAAACCCAGAAGACGGCAUGAGAGUGAAGAUCUUAAAAACCAAAGAUACACAGAAAACAAAGAAAAAAGAAGUAAAGAGGAAAAAGAGACCCCUGUUAAAAUUGCAGAAAGAGAUGUCCUGCUAAAAGAUGGGAGAUUGCAGAUAUGUACACCUAACAAAAACAAAUUGGGUAGGGGAGCAAUGGAAACUGCAAAAGAGAAGACACCCAAGCAGCCAGCAGAGAAAUGGAAGCGACAGGAAGACAGAGAAAAGCGUUGCUUUAUUUGUGGAAGGGAAGGACAUAUUAAAAAGGAGUGCCCUCAGCACAAAGGAGCUGCAGGUGCCUUGAAGUUGGAAAGUCCAUGUGGGUCCCCUUUAUCCAGUGCUGUUAAGCACUCUGGUCGAUUGAAUCAGGGACUGCUUUUACAAGAAGAAAAAAAGAAACAGAAAGGAAGAAUAUUCUUGAGUCCCCAGUCAGGCAGCCUUUCCAGUAAAUAUAUGACUCAGGGAAAAGCUUCACAGAAGAGGCCUCAUCAAGAUUCAUGAGGGAUUGAAGCAAUCUUACGUUGCAAUACAGACCGUCCAUUUCCUUAAAUGUUUAUUUUCUUUAUAGCCUCCAGGUUCACAAAACAGCAGCACAAACAGUCUUCAAUAUAAGUUUAAAGAAAACACAUUUUAUUUUAAUUAAAUUGCUAAAGAUAAAAAGCAAUGGAUUUUAAUGUUUGUUCAUACCAUGAAUCCCAGCUCUUAAUAGAUGAGCAUUUUAAUAGAAAACUAUGUUUUUGUAUUUACUAGGUAAAACAUGUAGAUCAGGGAGGUUCCUAACUCAAACCACUUCUAAGAGUUUCUACAUUCGAUCAGAAUGUUUUGAGUGCACUUAAAUGAUGUGCAAGCCAAAUAUAGUGUCUCCUUCAAAAUAUUAUAUUUGAAGGAUUUAAAGGGUAUUUAUUAAUUAUGAUCAUUUACUGAUUCCUUGCGUAAAAGUGUUUUGAAAUGUUUCUGGAUUGCUACUGCCGUAUUUGCAAAUAUUUUAAUCUGUGGGGAGCUAACACAUGGACGUAAGCAAACUUUUAUGUAAAAUCUCUGUAGAAAAGCAGUGCCAUUGAAUGAAUUCUUCCCUUUGUUGUUUUAUGGUUUGAUAUGCUGCUGUGCUUCUGUACGGAGAGGCUGAGAGGCUGGUUCUGUUUGCUGCUGCUGUAAUAUUUUCCCAUUGUCUGCAACACACAAAAAACACAAAACUCCUAUAAGGAAACAAGAGGUAUAUUUGGCAGUUAAAAUGAAUCCACUUCUGCUUUAUUGAAAAGUGAAGAAGAUCCAUGAAGUAGACAAGGAUUUGCUUUUUUAUUGUCAUCAAGGCUUAAUGUCAGGUUUUCUGGAUAUGGUACAACAUACCCUUUCCAGGAAAAAUAUACAGCAAAAAAUUAGGCCACUGUUAUUUAUGACCUUGAAAUAAACCAACCAAGUGAAAACUUUAAA
Molecule: messenger RNA, 5772 nt
Organism: Podarcis raffonei (Aeolian wall lizard)
Lineage: Eukaryota; Metazoa; Chordata; Lepidosauria; Squamata; Lacertidae
Gene: TUT7
Product: terminal uridylyl transferase 7
Exons: 29
Coding region: 208-4842 (1544 amino acids)
Molecular function (GO): RNA uridylyltransferase activity; zinc ion binding; nucleic acid binding
Source: RefSeq, a predicted model, not a curated record